This is a messenger RNA of Theobroma umbraticum, 1785 nucleotides long. RefSeq names its product protein phosphatase 2A-4 (gene PP2A-4). NCBI's taxonomy places the organism in Eukaryota, Viridiplantae, Streptophyta, Magnoliopsida, Malvales, Malvaceae. The record is from RefSeq and is a predicted model, not a curated record. Gene Ontology annotation, molecular function: protein serine/threonine phosphatase activity.
AUUCACGCGCCAUCUCAUUUCGUCUUCGGGACAGGAGCAACGAGAGCCAGAAAGGGAGUGUAGAGAGAAAAACGAAAAAAGAAAAUAUUUAAAACCGAAAAAGAAAAUUUCCCAAUCCAAACUAGGGUUAGGGUUAUCCCUAAUCCGGAUAACGGUUUACACAUUCGAUUAUUCCAACUGUUAAAUCAAAGAUGGGCGCUAAUCCCUCACCAACAGACUCAACCACCGAUCUCGAUGAGCAGAUCUCCCAGCUCAUGCAGUGUAAGCCGCUUUCGGAGCAGCAGGUCAGAGCAUUAUGCGACAAGGCAAAGGAAAUAUUAAUGGAAGAAAGCAAUGUCCAGCCUGUGAAAAGCCCUGUGACAAUUUGUGGUGAUAUUCAUGGGCAGUUUCAUGAUCUUGCGGAACUUUUUCGAAUUGGAGGGAAGUGUCCGGAUACAAAUUACUUGUUUAUGGGAGAUUAUGUGGAUCGUGGGUACUAUUCUGUUGAAACUGUUACGCUAUUGGUGGCUUUAAAAGUCCGUUAUCCACAUCGGAUUACCAUUCUCAGAGGAAAUCAUGAAAGCCGCCAAAUCACUCAAGUUUAUGGGUUUUAUGAUGAAUGUCUGCGAAAGUAUGGCAGUGCUAAUGUUUGGAAGAUCUUUACAGACCUUUUUGACUAUUUUCCAUUAACUGCUUUGGUGGAGUCGGAAAUAUUUUGUCUGCACGGAGGGCUGUCCCCUUCGAUUGAAACUCUGGAUAACAUAAGAAAUUUUGAUCGUGUUCAAGAGGUUCCUCAUGAAGGGCCCAUGUGUGAUUUAUUAUGGUCUGACCCAGAUGAUAGAUGUGGUUGGGGUAUCUCACCGCGUGGUGCUGGAUAUACUUUUGGCCAGGAUAUAUCUGAACAAUUCAAUCACACAAACAGCUUAAAAUUGAUAGCUAGAGCUCAUCAGCUGGUUAUGGAUGGAUUUAACUGGGCUCAUGAACAAAAGGUGGUUACUAUAUUUAGUGCUCCUAAUUAUUGUUAUCGUUGUGGAAACAUGGCUUCUAUCUUGGAAGUUGAUGAUUGCCAGAGUCACACAUUCAUCCAGGUCUGUCUCUCUCUUCUCUCCCCUUGUCCUCUUUCUUCCCCACCCUACUCUUUUCCUUUUCCUAGCCAUGUAUUCACAUUUGUACACAAGGUAAAAGAGCAACAGUUAAAUUUUGAAAUUGGAUUCUUGGAUGCUUUUCUGUGUGUCUGUAAAGUUGUUAAGUUCAUCUUGCUGCAGUUUGAGCCGGCUCCAAGGAGAGGAGAGCCGGAUGUUACUCGUAGAACGCCUGAUUACUUCCUCUGAAGCAGCUAUGUCAUAACUGAUUCAAGUUACUCUACUUUUCUACCUCUCCUCCAUCGUCUUACAUAGUCAGGUAGUUGCCAAUCCUUUGCAGAAGUCUGUUGCAUCUAUCACCUGUGAGUUCUUACAUGGCAUGUUUUUUUGGUGAUGGUGGGCACCAAAAGCAUGUAUGCUAGGCUAGGAAGAUGGCCUUUAAUCUAUCGUACACUUGGAUAAUCUGUCAGAGAGAUUGCAUAGCUGAUGAAAGACUUGACACUAUCAGAAUGUAUUAAUUAUGUAGAUUUUUUUUUUUAAUUUUUUGUGUUUGCUUUGGUUUUCUGGUUCAUCCUAUAUUUUUAGCGUCUGUACUGGAGACGGAAAAGUUCAAUAUUUAGUGGGUGUUAUUACCUUUUCCUUUUCCUACCCAAAUGAGGCUAGGCUAGUCAAUGGCUAUUCUGUUCUAUUGUCUUAUACCUAAGCUGGAUUAAAUUUUGAAUUA